CUGUGAGAGCUGCACCGAGCUGCGGGGGGAGAGACGGGCUGUGCCGACAGCAGAUCCGUGUUCGGUCGGACAGAAGCAACACAGGCUUUCAACAAGUGAUCCGGGUUGGCCCAUCCACAUCAACAGUGCCGUGCGGGCCAGGCGUGGGCCAGGUGCGGUUGAGCCAGCAUGGCGGACGUGGAGCCGGUGAAGCGGAUGCUGCGGGCGCUGCUGCAGGCCAGUAAGGGCGGCGUGUCGCUGGGCCGCCUGCAGGCCGAGUACAAGGAGCUGACGGGCGAACUCAUCCCCUACAAGCAGCUGGGCCACGCCACCCUGGACGCUCUGCUCCUCACCAUGCCCUCUCUACUGCGCAUGGAGCGCAGCCGCACCGGGGAGAUGGUGUGUUAUGCCACGGUGGGCAGUGAGACGGCGCACAUUGCCAAGCUGGUGGCACGGCAGCGCACUGCCAAGAAGACCGGCCGCCCACAGCUGGUCAACUGCCAGAUGAGGGUGAAGCCCGCCGCCCCCCUGGUGCUGAAUGCCAAGCCCAGGACGUCGCUACGGCAACCGGAUCACCGGGGACGACUGGGCCGGGGGGGCGCGCGUCCCGGAGCGUACGCGGACUCUCGCCAGGGGCAUGUGAGGGACGCGCAGGCCGACGCCAGGGGCAACGCCGCCCACAACAAAGCCCAGAGCGCACCUGUGCGGAAGGGCUCCUCCGCCUCUGACAGGCCAGACAAGAGGAUGACCCUUCCCUCCAGGUUUCAGAAGGAGGUCCAUGCCCACCUCUCCAGGAACCCACAGCAGGGCAAUGCCCCUGCCAACCUAAACGAGAGCUCCCCGCAGGCAAAGGCCAGGACGGCCCCGUCGGGGUCCUACAGCCCGCAGCAGGUGCAGGGCCGUCUGAGGGAGAUCCUGAGCAAGUACAGCAAUGGCCUCUGGGUGUCCAAGCUGCCGCAGCUCUACAGGGAGCUCUACAAGCAGGAGCUGCCCGCAGAGGCCCUCAGAGACCUGGAGCAGUGGACACACGUCUGCACCCUGGAGAAGCCGUGCAGCACCAACCCUGCUGAGCUGCUCCUCUACCCGGCCAAAGAGUCCAGCAGCAGCAGCAGCAGCAGCGGCGGUGGGGGCCCCCCCGGCACCCCGACCCCCCCGCGGAGCGAGCGCCACUCUCCUGUCGCCCAGAAGCUGCCUCCUCCCCGCACACCCACCCCCACCACCACCACCACCGCCACCACCCCUGCCACUGGCACCUCGCCCGCUUCACCCCCCGGUGGCCCGGUUGGCACGGCGACGCCCCCCUCCCUGACCCCGGAGCUGCGGCGUAACCUGGGCGAUCUGUUGCUAAGAUACAGCAGCGGUCUGUGGGCGCACGCGCUGCCCAAGCUCUACCAGGACACCUACAAGAGCGCGCUGCCCGCCCACGUGCUCCAGGACCUCGCGCUGCUGCGCGACUUCUGCACCGUCGACUACCCCAUGCCCGACAACCCCAAGCGCGCCAUCCUCUACGUGCGCACCGCCGCCGCCGCCGCCGACGCCGACGAGAACUGCAACCGGGCGCGGCCGGACGGGGACGCGGACGCGGAGGCCAAGGCGGAGGCGGGCAAGCGUCCGAGUUGCCAGGCGCAGGUGCCCGCGCUGCAGAUCCCGCGGGAGGAGUACCCGUCAGUACUGGUGGUGGAGGCGGCCUGCACCAACAGCGUCGUGCUCAGGUACAUCGGCGAGGGCUACUCCCAGGCGCAGGAGAAGUUGGAGGACGAGAUGCGGGAGUUCUACGGGCAGGACAACACCAGGAAGCCGCUGACCAACCCCGCCUCGGGGCAGCUGGCGGCGGUGCGCGCUGAGGAAGAGGAGGAGAUCCUGCGCGCCCAAGUGUGUGAGGUCACGGCCGACAAGGUCAAGGUGUAUUACGUGGAUCAUGGCUUCUCAGAGGUCAUCAGCAAAGCCAAGCUGCUGGAGCUGCACGACAAGUUCUUCAAACUGCCCUUUCAGGCCACCAAGUGCAAACUGGCCGGACUGGAGCAGUUCAGCCAGGAGGCGUGUGUGCUGAAGAAGUUUGAUUCCAUGGCGAGUGGGAAGAUCCUGCUGGCGGAGAUUCUGGAACGCCAGGAGACGCCGCUCAUGGUCCUGUACGACACGUCGCAGGAUGAUGAUGUCAACAUCAACGCGGCCUGCAUGAAGUCCCUGCAGGACAAGUCCCUGGAGAGCCCUCUGCAGGUGAACAGUGCCUACAUGAAUGUGAGUGUGACGAGUGUGUGUUCGGACGGCACCAUCUACUGCCAGCUGCCCUCCCGAGGCCUGGCCAAGCUCACCGAGGUGCUGGGCAAGACCGAGGCCUACUUCCACUCUCAGGUGACGUCGGAGUUCCUGGUGUCCCGGCCGUUCUGUGGGAAGGGCUGUCUGGCGCGCUACAAAGGCAAAUGGUCUCGAGUCGAGAUCACCAAUCUCCAUGGCAGCCGAGUACUGGACAUCCUGUUCAUUGAUUUGGGGGUUCAGGCGUCCGUAGAGGUCAUUGAGUUGAGGGAGUUCCCGCCCCCCCACCUGCGUGACCUCAUCGCCAUCCCACCCCAGGUGGUGAAGUGUUGUCUGGCUGAUCUAGCGGUCAGCGUGGGAUCCUGGACCCCAGAUGCUGUUCAGUGGCUUAGAGACACAGUACUGCACUGUACUGACUGCAGUAUAAAGAUUGCCAGACAGGAGGAGAGCAGGCGCCUGACGCACGUGCACCUGUUCACCAGUAAGAACUUCCAGGACGUCAGCCGCAGCAUCAACCGCCAGCUGGCCGACUCGGAGCUGUGGAAGCACCAGAAGGACGUCUUCCUGUCCAGCCACAAAACACACACACACACACCCACGACCACACACACGCACCGCUCCGCAAGCCCCACCUCCACCUCCACCACCUCCACCUCCACCAAUGGCACGCGAGCGCCUCAGCUCCGACGUGCCCAUUCGCUCCCGGGCACCAGGGGCACUCCGCCCACCUCGCCCACACACAACAACGCCGUUGCCACGACAACUGCCCCCCAGGGGUGUCUGCAGAUGCCCCCGCUGCUGGAGCUGCCCCCGGCGGGGCAGAACCUGGACGUGUACGUGUCGGUGGCCUGCCACCCGGGGCACUUUGUGCUGCAGUCCUGGCAGGACAUGUACAAGCUGGUGGUGCUGAUGGGGGAGAUGAUCCUGCACUACAACAAGACCGACGACAAGCCCGUCGCCGCCGAGAAGAACCAGGUGUACGCCGCCAAAGUGGACAACAACUGGCACCGUGUGCUGGUGAAGGGCAUCCUGACCAACGGCUUGGUGUCCGUCUACGAGCUGGACUACGGCAAACACGAGCUGGUCAGCUGCACCCAGCUGCGUCCACUCAUCCAGGAGUUCCGGCAGCUGCCCUUCCAGGGAAUCACUGCCCAGCUAGCAGGUGUGAAGCCUCGGCAGUGGUCGGAGGAGGCGUCCAUCGUGUUCCGUAACCACGUGGAGAAGAAGCCGCUGGUGGCCCAGCUGGAGGCUGUGAAGGAGGCGCCCAGCGCCUGGGACCGCAAGGUGACCGUCUACCUGGUGGACACCUCUCAGGAGGAGCACGACGUCUGGGUGCACGACAUCAUGGCCGAGUUCGCCGACGAGCUCACCAAGGCCGCCUAGCAACAAUCGCUACAACAACAACAACAACAGCAGCAGCAGCAGCAGCAGCAGCAACAGCAGUGUGCACGAGAAGGGGCCGGCCCGUUAGCAAGCAAGCAAGCAAAGCAAAGCGGUGGGAUAAAUUAGCGACUAGUGAAGCUAGUCUCACGCGAGUGUGUCGUGUGCGUGCGUGCGUGCGUGCGUGCGUGUGUGUGAGCAACUGGUGUGUUUAGGGAUGUUGUCCAGGGUGUCUCUGUUCUCUUAUACGACCCCUCGAGGUCUACAGUCUUACAGGGCUUUCAGGUUGAGGUAGUGUACAAGCAGGAUGAGAGACCGGCGGGGGAAGUCUCGACACAGUGUAGGAUUUAACAAGUACUGAGCAUGCUCUAAUCAUCACUUGUGAGGCGAUAAACAAAGUCAUAAGGUCUGCUUUGGCGAGCCAGAAGGGAUGCUUUGUUCAGUGACAUGUUUCUUAUAAAGAGUUGAAUUACAGUUUUGUUUGCUCAGUCAGAUGCUAACGUUAGCUCAACCUGUGGAGAAGGUCCUGUACUUUGUGGUACAGUGUGUUUCUAGUAGGCCUACUGGCAAACACCGGACUGGAAAGUCAAGCUUGGAAUUCAGGUGAAGUGUGUUGCCUCCAGCCCUGGUUAACAGAGGGGGUAAAAGUGGCCCAUUAAUGUGCUUCCAGCUUAUCACAUCAUCCAGCAAAAAGGUCUGAGCUAGCAUGCUAGCACCUCUGACAUGGCUUUAAGAUUUCAAAGCUUUCAAAGCUCAACGCACAAGAUGAAAACAAUUUUUCACAGAAGUGAGAACUUGGGGUCUCCCAAUAGUGUAGACUCUCAAACGGGAUUUGGACUUGAGCGGGAUUGAAAUGGCACCAAAUCGUGGGUCUUCCCAGUUCUAGAGCCCAGUUCUAGAGCCCAGUUCUCGGUCCAUGGGGGCAUUCCAAGCCCAUGAUUCUGUGGUUGAUCUGAAUAAGUCAAAGUAUAAAAGUAAAGCGAUUGGUAUUUAGCAGUCACUUUUAUCCAGAGCUGCACAGAUUUGUGACGCUGGGUUCUGGAAUCAAGCCCAUGCCCACUGUCAGGCAGUGAAGCUACUGCGGUUUCACCACACCAGCAGUGGACGAACACAACGUGGUCAAUCUUCUAAUAAAAGUCAAAUCAAGUCCCCUCUGUUUACUCAACGCCUUUUGCACACCUCUUUUGUGGGGACAGGUGCGUCGGAAUAGGUUACCCAGUUAUACUUGUAAAAGAGAAUCCCGCACACUGUCAAUUACGCAUGCAAACAUUUAUUCAGAAUUCACAGGAAUUCAUGGGAUUCUCUUUUGCAAAUCAAGUCCCCUGUGAAGAGUUAAACAGUCGAGUUCCACUGCUCUAUAACAGUUUUCUCUCAUCAUGAUGACAUGAUUAUGCAUUUUAAGGUUUUGAGUAAUUGGGCGGUUAGAACCCUCCCAUAUUGUAUCUCUGUGACCUUGCAGUUAUGUUUUGCUAGGAGAACAAGGUCGUCGGGCUCUUAAUUAGAAGUUCACCAAUUACUCUGACUUAACUUAUCUGGAUCAGUCACUAAACAGUGUGCUUGGAAGGCCACCCCUGGGAUCUGACUUAAGAGUAAGAUGUUUACAUAGGCCUGCUCAACAGUCUGACAUUCUGCAGUCUGAUAUUUUAACAGGUUUACAAGAAAAACAAAUGUAGCGAUACAUUCCUUUUCCUCCAUCGAUAUGUGACAAAGCCAUUUGGUCUGCUCUUAGUUCAGCUACAGCGCUGCAGUACUGCUCCUGGGGGAAGGGGGCACUAGACUAUUUAUCUCCUUUUAAUGUUGUUUAACUUUUGUCUUUAGCAUAGAUUGGCAGAGUUCAGUUGCAUGACUUGAGUGGGAUUUGCUAAAGGUGUGUAACAUAGCUCAGGCUUGUUUUAAGCUUCUGGUGAUCAAAUGGCUGAAUUAUAUUGACAUCAAAACCAACAGUCUUGACAAACCUUUAACACUAAGCAUUAAUGUGUAUGGUUGCAGCGCGGGGUUGAACGCAUAUUCAGAAAUGUUUUAGGAAUAAAGGUAAUUACAAAACUCA
This is a messenger RNA of Sardina pilchardus (European sardine), 5659 nucleotides long. RefSeq names its product tudor domain containing 7 b (gene tdrd7b). Gene Ontology annotation, cellular component: P granule. Bases 169 to 3615 code for a protein of 1148 amino acids. The transcript has 17 exons. Lineage: Eukaryota; Metazoa; Chordata; Actinopteri; Clupeiformes; Clupeidae. Gene Ontology annotation, biological process: spermatogenesis; piRNA processing; P granule organization. The record is from RefSeq and is a predicted model, not a curated record.